AUGACUUCCUUCAGCCCCAGUGGGGAGAUCCUCCGUACCUACCCGGAGAAGAGCCCGUUCGGCCUCAAGUUCGUGUACAACUUGUCUCCGCCCGAGGACAUUGUCCAAACUUUCGACACAGACGAGCUGCGCCGGGCCGCCCUCACUGUCGCAAACGCGACUGACGGCCACAAUGUCUUCUCUUCCAUGUACGGGAGCAACCCGUUCGUCAUUGACUACGAAGCCGUAGAGGACGCCUCCCAACUGAUGACACUUGCUCCUCCACCGCCUCUGCCUGAGGUACAUCUUCCGCCAUCUGUCGCAUUCCUGGAAGAGGUCGAAUAUUGGCGCGUACCCGCUUUUCUGAUACGCAUCAACGAGAAUACGCAUCGCCUGCUCAAAGUCGCCCUCGCACUGCCCGCCCUCUCCGCCGCUGCGCGCGCCGCGCUCCUGGACACACACGCGGACAUCGUCGACGCGCUGCUCCUCGAGCACCCCAUGCAUCCGGCGCGCCUGACACUCGCGACUGUCAGCAACGACCUCGCACGGCGCGCGCUCAAGGCGCUCUGCGCCAUCCACGCGGCGCACGUGCUCCUCGGGGGCAGCCUCCGCUGCGCGCACGUCCUCGUCGCCGAGCGGGCGCUGCCGCCUGUCCCGCGGGGUCCGUGCGGCGACGUCUACGAGCAGGCACGGCGCGUCGAGGCGCGCAAGGCGGCCGAAGAGCUCAGGGUGCGGGUCGUGUGGACCGAGUUUGGCGAGGGGGCGUGCGCGACGGCGGAGAGGGGUCUGAGCAGGCUCGAGUUUUACCGGGAGUUGCGCGAAGGGUGGGAGU
Molecule: messenger RNA, 811 nt
Organism: Phanerochaete carnosa HHB-10118-sp
Lineage: Eukaryota; Fungi; Basidiomycota; Agaricomycetes; Polyporales; Phanerochaetaceae
Exons: 2
Source: RefSeq, a predicted model, not a curated record